This is a messenger RNA of Salvelinus namaycush (lake trout), 924 nucleotides long. RefSeq names its product epsin-2-like. The transcript is spliced from 3 exons. Gene Ontology annotation, biological process: endocytosis. The record is from RefSeq and is a predicted model, not a curated record. Gene Ontology annotation, molecular function: clathrin binding; phospholipid binding. NCBI's taxonomy places the organism in Eukaryota, Metazoa, Chordata, Actinopteri, Salmoniformes, Salmonidae. Gene Ontology annotation, cellular component: clathrin vesicle coat; plasma membrane; endosome. The annotation marks the transcript as partial.
UUUACCGCCCGCCAUGUUGACAGAGCAGGAGUCAGAGACGUGUAAAAGCCUGGUGUAAAAUAAGCUUUAUCAAACAACAAAAAUAAGUGAACUUAACCUGGUAUUUUAUUGAUGUUCACUUCUUGAUCGUAUGGGUUGUAAAUUCCUGGAUAUUCAGUGUUCCGUAGAAUAACUCGGGAAAGGAAAUGGUGAUGGCGUGGCUGUGUGUGCGUCCAGCUCUGUGUGUGUGGAGAUGGUGCUAACAGGCUGUUGUCUGGAGGACUGUGGAGACACACUGCUGGAUAGCGGGAGGUGCCCUGAACACACACACUCUGACACGGUGACACACACACACACACUCUGACACGGUGACACACACACACACACACUCUGACACGGUGACACACACACACACAAAGGAUCCCCCCCCCCCCCCCAACACACACACACACUCUUGCCUGUGUGUCCCAGUCGUGGUAGCGCGUGUGUGUGUGUGUGUGUGUGAGAGAGACCACCACCACUAUGCCUAGCUCCACUAUCAGACGUUCUGUGAAGAACGUGAUGAACAACUACUCUGACGCGGAGAAGAAAGUCCGAGAGUCCACCUCCAACGACCCCUGGGGGCCCUCGUCCUCUCUGAUGUCAGAGGUCGCCGACCUGACCUACAACGUGGUGGCGUUCAGUGAGAUCAUGAGCAUGAUCUGGAGACGCCUCAACGACCACGGGAAGAACUGGAGACACGUCUACAAGGCGCUGACUCUGCUUGACUACCUGAUUAAGACGGGGUCAGAGCGUGUGGCCCUGCAGUGUAAAGAGAACAUCUUUGCCAUCCAGACUCUGAAGGACUUCCAGUACAUCGACAGAGACGGAAAAGACCAGGGGAUCAACGUCAGAGAGAAGAGCAAGCAGCUGGUGGUCCUGCUGAAAGAUGAGGAGAGACUGAAA